AUGCCUCUGCUGUGGCUUACAAUUCAAGCUCUCGCCGGGCUGCUCUUCUCAAAAGCGGUCGCGUUGGAUCUGCCAAAAUACGAAGGGCUCGUGACCUCCCAAAACAACAGCAUCUUGACGAUCACUUUGCACAACCCGGUGUCGUCGGUCAAUGCUUGGAGCGCUGAUAUGCAUGCUGGAAUGAAAGACAUCGUACGACGGCUUCAAGAAGACAAUGAGACUAAGGUAGUCAUCAUCAACAGCAGCGUCCCUAGAUUUUUCUGCAAUCACUUUGAUCCGGCAGUUUUUGCGAUUGCGAAUUUCACAGAAGACUACGCGAUGCUGAUGAUGAACAUUACAAACCUACCCCAGAUAACUAUUGGCGCCGUUGAGGGAAGGGCACGCAAUGCGGGACACGAACUCCUGUUAGCUUUGGACAUGCGCUUUGCAACUACGAAGGACGUUUUGAUAGGAGAGACCGAGACCGCAUUCGGCAAUUUUCCAGUGGCUGGAUCAUGUCAGCACUUGCCUCGACUCAUUGGACGAGGUUUAGCAAUGGAGUAUAUACUCAGCUCUCAAGAUGUCGACGCAAAGGAAGCAGAGAGGAUUGGAUGGAUCAACAAGGCGUUCGACUCUCGCAGGGACAUGUACUCACAUAUCGACAAACUCACCUCACGCCUCGCCUUGUUCCCACGCAGCGGCCUUGUUGCAUCAAAACAGGCGAUCAAUCUCCGGUCCAAGCCCUCGCGUGAGGACUUUUUACACGACAUUACUCUUUUCCAAGACCUUUCUAAUCCAGAUUUCGCUCGAAUUGUCGACCGGGUUGCGACCUUGACUAACAAUUGGACUGCAGGUGAGGUGGAGCUUAACUUAGGAAGGGAUGUUGUUCUAGCUUAUAAUUAG
Messenger RNA from Colletotrichum destructivum, 882 nucleotides. Its product is annotated as Putative enoyl-CoA hydratase/isomerase, ClpP/crotonase-like domain superfamily. NCBI's taxonomy places the organism in Eukaryota, Fungi, Ascomycota, Sordariomycetes, Glomerellales, Glomerellaceae. The coding region runs from base 1 to 882 and encodes 293 amino acids. The record is from RefSeq and is a predicted model, not a curated record. Gene Ontology annotation, biological process: fatty acid beta-oxidation. The transcript has 2 exons.